CUGAAAUGACGCCAUUGCUGGACGGAAAUAUUCUCCUGAGGGACUUUGAACGCCGCAAUUGUUUUGUUAUUGUUUUUCCUAAAACAGCCAUGUCUGGAAGCUGGUAACACGCUAAGACGAUGUGUAGGGCACAGUACGCUACACCGUGUGUCGGUCUCAUGCUGGCUGCUGUGUUGACUUUAGUCGCACGGUGCCAUGGUCUACUGUGCUACGAAUGCUCGGAAACAUUUGAUAAGACCUGGGAACCCAGGACUUGUCAGAUCAAUUCCAGCGCAGUGCCUAGCCGGAUCUGCAACCAAGAGCAGCCGUUUUGCUAUGUCAAGAGAGUGACAGUGAAGGGCUACGUCCAGAGCAUCGACAGGAACUGUAUCGACCAGUGCCCCUAUGGCUGUCAGCUUACAGAGAUGGGCAUCACCUUUCUGACGUGCACUUCCUGCUGCGCGGAGGAUCUGUGUAACAUAGGAAACGGUGGAGGCAACUUCCGGCUGUGUGCCUCAGCUCUUGUCGUCUGCUUGUUCUUGAGUUUUCUGACCCAGGGAUUGUAGACCGUCGGGGUGGU
Messenger RNA from Physella acuta, 559 nucleotides. Its product is annotated as lymphocyte antigen 6C2. Lineage: Eukaryota; Metazoa; Mollusca; Gastropoda; Physidae. The record is from RefSeq and is a predicted model, not a curated record.